AUGCUCGAAGAGCGGUCCCGGGACAUUCAACCGCGGAUUGACGACGGGAUCAGCUACGGCGCGGCCCGACAACGCUGUCAGAUUGGGCGCCUGUGGGAUUAUCGCCUUCACGGAAUCGGGAAGCACCGCUCGUCGCGUCUCGAGGUACAGACCGGGAACACCGAUUCUCGCCCUCACGCCCCACGAGAAAGUGCUUCGCAUGUUGACCGUCAGUUGGGGAGUGAGUCCGUCAAGGGUCCCGACCUCACCACGGUCUCACAUCUCCUCAACGUGUCCGAAGGCCACGCGGUCUCGUCCGAUCUGGUACCGGACGACGGCGGCAAGGUCGUCAUCACUGCUGGAUUCCCGUUUGGAACGGUUGGAAGUACCAACCUCCUCUACAUCAUGGACAUUCCGCCGAAGGCGGCACGACAGGAGGGCAGCCAACCGUGCUGA
This is a messenger RNA of Geodia barretti, 435 nucleotides long. Lineage: Eukaryota; Metazoa; Porifera; Demospongiae; Tetractinellida; Geodiidae. The record is from the annotation of a GenBank genome assembly.